This is a messenger RNA of Penicillium diatomitis, 387 nucleotides long. RefSeq lists its product as uncharacterized. The record is from RefSeq and is a predicted model, not a curated record. The transcript is spliced from 2 exons. Bases 1 to 387 code for a protein of 128 amino acids. Lineage: Eukaryota; Fungi; Ascomycota; Eurotiomycetes; Eurotiales; Aspergillaceae.
AUGUUCGGCAUCCAAUUCGACGCCGCAGGGAUCUACCUCGUCGGCACAACCACGCACCAAGUCCACAUCUCCUUCGAAGAGCUCAUGUCCUCAACAGGAGGAAUCAUCGCCCUGCUCGAAUACGGCCUCACCUGCAAGGUCAUCAAAGCCGUCCUCGGCCGCAUGCGACACCGGGUAUGGCAUCAUUCGAGAAACAACACGCUCGACCCGGACGAGCGCGCCACGAUGUGGAUCGAUAACUCCGGGCCGGCGGCAUACGAAGUGCGGCAUGGGGAUGAGUCGAUCCGAGUGACGCCGCAGGAAUUGGAAUCGUCGAGGUUCGGAUUGGUGAUGAAGAAAUAUUGGGAUGGGGGCUUGGCGGGACCGAGUCGUUGGUUGGAAGGUUGA